This is a messenger RNA of Pocillopora meandrina, 690 nucleotides long. The record is from the annotation of a GenBank genome assembly. NCBI's taxonomy places the organism in Eukaryota, Metazoa, Cnidaria, Anthozoa, Scleractinia, Pocilloporidae.
CUGACAAGCGGUUUUCAAAACAUUAGUCACCAGUCUGUUUCCACUCGUUAUCCUUUCACUUUCUCUAAAAUGGCGGAAGAAGGCGCACUGUAUAAAGUCUCUAUUUUGCUCGACGGUUAUGGUUACACAGACGAGGAAAACAGAUAUAGAGCUAAUGGAACAAGCACUUUAAUCACUGGGCCCAAUAACAGAAUAAUCGUGGACACGGGAAGCCCAAGGGAUAAACAACGUCUGCUUGAUAAACUGAAACACCUCGGUCAUGCACCAGAAGAAGUAAACUUUGUGGUCUGCACUCACGGCCAUAUAGAUCACGUUGGAAAUUUGAACCUGUUUCCGAACGCUGUCCAAAUGGUGUCUCAUGAUAUAUUGCAAGAGCAGGAUUAUUACGCCGAUCUUCCCGAAAAUUUCGACAAAGGAACACCGUAUUGCAUUGAUGGUGAAACUGUCCAGGUUAUUUCUACUCCAGGACACACGUUCUCAGAUGUAAGUGUUGUGGUAAGAAGCACUGAUUAUGGAACAGUUAUUGUCUGUGGAGAUCUGUUUGAACAUGAAGAUGAUGAGAAUGUGUGGGAAGAAUACAGCGAAUGCCCGGAGAAACACAAAGAAAGCAGGGCUAAAGUGUUAGAGCUGGCGGACUGGGUUAUACCGGGCCAUGGGAAAAUGUUUAAGGUGAACCAACCGAAACGAUAA